AUGGAGCGUGAAAAACCAUCAUCAUUGUUGUUAGAGAAGCAGCGUGAGGCGCUCUUGGUCAAGAGCGUCACGGUUGCUACGGAGCGGAGCCGCGAUGAUGGCGAACAUGAGCGAGCAGGGGCCGAAGCCGAGGCGGAGUCGGCCGCCCCCGGCGUGGGCCGCUGGGGCGCCGACCUGUCGCUGGCGCGACACGAGGCCCUGGUCACGCGAGCCGAGGGCAUCCUGCGUCGACUUUUAGUCACCGACAACUACGACUCCGUCAGCAACUUCAUCUCGCUCUACGACACGUUCCAACGAAGCGAUGAGCCUCUGUACGACGUAUACGACCGGUAUACACCCCCUAUCCAGGCGAAGAAACACACCUGUGUUGGCUUAGGAUUAGAGUUGAUUCGGCGGUGGCGCUGUCUGGAGCGGGAGUUCGAGGGGGUAACCGCGGCGACGGCGCUGCUGUCGUGCGAGGAGGCCGUGGUCAACGUUCCCGAGUAUGUGUCAUGUGGUGAGGGGCCGGAGAGUGUGAUUGUGGCUGAGAAGGAGCACGUCAUGAUCGGCAUUCAGAUCAGUGUCGACGGACGGCCCGGCAUCAUGCUUGCUGAUCCCGGAUACCAUGUGCCAAGGAUCGUUACUGUAAUGGCAGAUCGUGCGUACCCCAACACAGGCUGGUUCACUCAAUCCGAGGAUUCAAACUGCCGCAAGGAGUACAACUACACUUUCAACGUAUUGAACAGCGGCUACGUAGAAUGGCAGGAGCGCGAAACUCGCGGCACUAGUCUCAAGUGUCAGACUUCUUUGGUCUAUAUUUCUAGGCCGUACCUGGAUGGCGUCAACGUCACUGAGAGGAGGAACCUCGUAUACAACUUCAGAAGUCUUCUCUCACGCGACCAGAAAGGGCACCUGAUCGCCGGGCUCUACUUCCCCGUAGGGGCCAGCGGCAAAGACGCGCAAUUCACUGUUUUCCACGACAAUGGAACAGAGAAGAUCAAGACGAAAUAUAAGUUCAGUACCUUCGCUGAUCCUGAUAAUAUUCCACAAUCAAUACUCGAAGAAAUUCAAUUGUGCAACACACAAAUGAACUACAAGAGCGGCGAACUACUCUCCAUCAUCUGCAAACUAGCCAAGCUAAUGGACAACCAGCCCUUCAUUGAUCAGAUGCUUGAAAUCAACGAAGAUAUUUGUCGCAUGUGCCUCUGA
Molecule: messenger RNA, 1188 nt
Organism: Arctia plantaginis
Lineage: Eukaryota; Metazoa; Arthropoda; Insecta; Lepidoptera; Erebidae
Source: the annotation of a GenBank genome assembly